CGCUUUGCCUCUCUCGCUCUGUUUUCGCUCGUUUUCUGCUCGAAUCCCCAAUGAAGUUGAAGAAAUUCGUAUCAGUUCCCAUUUUCUGUGUGUUUUCCUUGAUGGGUUUUGUGUAUUACAUCACGGUGUUCAUUUUCAUCGAGGAUUGGACUGGUUUGCUUUCUUCUCCCGGGUUGCUCAACUCUCUGAUUUUCACUUCCUUGGCUUCCCUAUGCCUUUUCUCUUUCGCCACCUGUGUUCUCACCGACCCGGGUUCUGUUCCCUCUUCCUAUUUGCCCGAUGUUGAAGAAAAUGCCGGCUCAGAUCAAGAUGCCAAGUGUACCGCUUUACAGAUGAAGCAUUGUGAAAAGUGUAGCACCUACAAGCCUCCAAGGACCCAUCAUUGUCGGGUCUGCAGAAGGUGUGUUUUGAGGAUGGAUCAUCACUGUUUGUGGAUAAAUAAUUGCGUUGGUUAUUGGAACUACAAGUCCUUUUUUGUCCUUGUCGCAUAUGGGACUAUGGCAAGCAUACAUUCCACGUUCAUCAUUGUGAGCUGUGCAUUCCAGAAGAACUGGAAUCUUGAGGGAAUGCUUCCUGUAAAGAUUUUCUAUGUCAUUUGCGGGGCGAUGGUGAUCUCCUUGACCACGACUCUUGGAACUCUUCUGGCCUGGCAUAUCUACCUCAUAAUUCGGAAUAUGACAACUAUAGAGUAUUACGAAGGAAUACGGGCAGCAUGGUUGGCGAGAAAGUCCGGACAGAGCUACCAGCACCCAUUCGAUCUUGGUGCUUAUAGAAAUAUAACCUUGGUCUUAGGUCCAAACGUUCUGAAAUGGGCAUGGCCUACUUCAGUAAGCCAUCUAAAAGAUGGACUCAGUUUCCCGACUUUACGCGAUAGCUCAUGAACAAGUUCGGCCGAGCUGAUUCUCGUUCUGAAUUUGUUUCAAGAAUACACUCAAGGCUGCCAAGUUUAGAGAAGCUGUGUUCUUCUUAAUCUGUAGAUAAAUACGCCGCAAUUUCUCCACUCUCAUCAGCUUAGAAAGGUAGCAAAAUGAAGAGAUGGGGUUCUCUUGAUCCUCCUAAAGUCUCCAACCUCAUAAACAAGGGAAAAUUUGUAUACUCGCAGUUCUGUAUUUAAAAUAAGGAUUGAUGUAGAGUUAUAGUAUCGAAAUACCAUUCCAGUUUUAAACCGCUGUAAAGAAUUCGGGAAGUCGCAGGUUCUGUUUGAUAAUGUUUUUUUCGAACUUGAGGAGGGAAUAAAUUAUAAAAAUAGUUGUUUAUUCAA
Messenger RNA from Momordica charantia (bitter melon), 1261 nucleotides. RefSeq names its product DHHC-type zinc finger family protein. The record is from RefSeq and is a predicted model, not a curated record. Lineage: Eukaryota; Viridiplantae; Streptophyta; Magnoliopsida; Cucurbitales; Cucurbitaceae. Gene Ontology annotation, molecular function: palmitoyltransferase activity.